GAAGCAUGUCGUAAAUUGUCUUAAAGCCUUUACCUUUUUCAGUCCUAUCCUGCAUACAGAAAGGUAAACAUCCACCUUCAGCUUAGCCUCUACUGAUGUCUAGUGACUAGUAACUAGUAACUAAGGACAAGUAAAACAAUUACGAGUAGCGAAGAGCAUGUUCAGUAAUAAGAAUCAGUCGCCCGUGGUGGUUAACUUAGAAUCUCCUGGAACAAGUAUAGUCCGAGGGUGUCCUGGAGUGAUACGAAGCAUUCCCCGUAUCGAUACUAAUCUAGAAGUGAGAUCAACUAUACCGGGUAGAUCAUUCAAAUUGCGAAACAUUAGUGUUGAAUUGAGAACCACUCAGAAAGUAGGUGUUCCCUCAAAACUAGGGACCAAUGAUGCCACUAGGGACUAUAAAAUAUUUGAAAAUCCUACACUUUAUCGACCUCCAAUGGCUCAAUUAUCUCAAGAAUUGAUAGGUUUGGAUAUUCCCUUAUUAAUUCCUUUACCAAAGGAUAUUGUAUCUAGUGGAAUAUAUCCUAAUUUCAAUGCAUAUACUAUCCAUAGAUUGAUCAUUAAAGUAUCAUUGGGAGAUUCUAUUGAUAAUGAAAUGAAUUAUAUAUUUCAAUUCCCAGUCCCCAUAAUAAUCUAUGAUUCCUUACCAUUAUAUGGACAAUUUAAUACCCCUAUAAUAGAAUCUAAGACAAAUUCUGAUCAACAAGUAGUAGUAGAAGUUAAUUUACCAGUGUCAUCUCUUGGACCAAGAGAUAUGUUUAGUGUAAAUAUGAAAAUCAUGGGUAAUUAUCUUAACAAUCACUUGAAAAGAAAUCUAAAAUUAUCCAAACUUACAGUUCAAAUCCAUGAGAUCUUAGAAUGUUAUGAAGGUGGACUUCCUAGUAAAUCAACUAAGAUAUUCAGUACUAAUGAACUAUUCGAAGAUAAUAAUUUAAUAACUACUCAAGGUAUAACUUAUCAAUUCAGAUGUAGAUUUCCUUACUAUAAUGAUUACUUAAGAUUAUAUGCUAGUAAAGUUGAAACUAAUGGACGAAAAUUUCAAUAUUCUGAAGAUCUUGAACAUCUAGAUAAUGAAAAAGAUUUUGAUGAAAAUGGUGAACGUGUAAGGUUCAAUCCUAACACAGUUAUACUUAAUAAUUCUUCAUUGAAUGAUGGAAAAAUUGAGUUAGGAAUACCAUUAACUCAUACUCAGGGCUUUACUACUAGAGGUAAAUUUUUUUCUAUAAGAUACGAAAUGCAUAUCAAGGUAAAAUUGAUCAAUACCAAAGAUCUUGAGAUAACUAUUCCAUUGACAGUAUGUCCCUUUGAUCGAAUCAGUAGUGAUUAUUUGUUACAGUGGGUUUCUCAGGAAUGUGAAGAGUCUAAUGCUAAAUUCGGUCGCGACAUUCGUAAUUUAAUCUUUCAUUCAGUUAAGUAUAAUGAGAUCAUUGACAUGUUCCAGCAAUUCAUUGAUCCCGCCAAAACUUACAAAAACAAAAGAUCCGAUUGGAUUAAACUAGGGUAUAAUAUAUAGGAAUAUAGAUAAAGGUAUAUUUGCAACUUUGUAAUUGAAAAGAAAAACAAGAUGUCGCAGA
Scheffersomyces amazonensis is the source of this 1571-nucleotide messenger RNA. RefSeq lists its product as uncharacterized. NCBI's taxonomy places the organism in Eukaryota, Fungi, Ascomycota, Pichiomycetes, Serinales, Debaryomycetaceae. The record is from RefSeq and is a predicted model, not a curated record. The transcript has a single exon. Bases 158 to 1510 code for a protein of 450 amino acids. Gene Ontology annotation, cellular component: division septum. Gene Ontology annotation, biological process: division septum assembly.